Messenger RNA from Taeniopygia guttata (zebra finch), 6079 nucleotides. RefSeq names its product host cell factor C2 (gene HCFC2). NCBI's taxonomy places the organism in Eukaryota, Metazoa, Chordata, Aves, Passeriformes, Estrildidae. Gene Ontology annotation, molecular function: protein binding; transcription coactivator activity. Gene Ontology annotation, biological process: chromatin remodeling; regulation of DNA-templated transcription. Gene Ontology annotation, cellular component: histone methyltransferase complex. The record is from RefSeq and is a predicted model, not a curated record.
GGUGCGUUGUGGGAGCGGCGCUGAGAUGGCGGCGGGCGCCGCCGGGCUGAGCUGGAGGCGGGUGUCCUCCUUCACGGGGCCGGUGCCGCGCUCCCGCCACGGGCACCGCGCGGUCGCCAUCCGAGAGCUGCUCAUCAUCUUCGGCGGCGGCAACGAGGGCAUCGCCGACGAGCUGCACGUCUACAACACGGUUACGAAUCAAUGGUUCCUUCCUGCUGUAAGGGGAGAUAUUCCUCCAGGCUGUGCAGCACAUGGAUUUGUUUGUGAUGGUACCAGAAUAUUAGUUUUUGGAGGAAUGGUUGAAUAUGGAAGAUACAGCAAUGAUUUAUAUGAAUUGCAGGCAAGUCGAUGGCUCUGGAAAAAAGUAAAACCUCAAGCUCCUUCAAAUGGAUCACCACCCUGUCCUCGGCUUGGCCACAGCUUUUCUUUGUAUGGUAACAAGUGCUAUUUAUUUGGUGGCCUGGCAAAUGAAAGUGAAGAUUCAAAUAAUAAUGUUCCCAGAUAUUUAAAUGAUUUCUAUGAACUGGAGCUGCAACAUGGGUCUGGCGUGGUCGGCUGGAGUAUUCCUGUUACCAAAGGAACCUUGCCAUCUCCCCGAGAAUCUCACACAGCCAUAGUGUACUGCAGAAAAGAUGUGGGAAGCCCGAAGAUGUAUAUUUUUGGAGGCAUGUGUGGCUGUCGGCUUAAUGAUCUCUGGGAACUUGACAUAGAAACCAUGACCUGGUCAAGACCAGAAACCAAAGGGACAGUACCACUUCCUCGCAGUCUCCAUACGGCCAAUGUAAUAGGAAACAAAAUGUAUGUUUUUGGUGGAUGGGUUCCACAGUCAGCAGGAGGUGAAAUUUCUGCUCCUGAUGGUGAAUGGAAAUGCACCGGUUCCUUUUCUUACCUUAAUUUGGAUACCACAGAAUGGAUAGGUCUGAUCUCAGAUUGCCAGGAAGACAAAAGUAACUUGUUACCAGGGCCAAGAGCAGGACACUGUGCUGUAGCUGUUGGCACUCGUCUGUAUAUCUGGAGUGGUAGAGAUGGCUACAGAAAAGCUUGGAACAAUCAAGUUUGCUGCAAAGAUCUUUGGUACCUUGAUACUGAGAGACCUCUAGCACCAUCACAGGUACAGCUGAUCAGAGCUACAACCAACUCUUUUCAAUUGAAGUGGGAUGAAGUACCUACAGUUGAAGGAUAUCUUCUUCAAUUACAUGCUGACUCACCAGUGCCACCGGUGGCUGGAAUUCCUGGUACUGGCGUUCCUGAGACAGCAGUGCUGAGUUCACAAGGUGGCUGUUCUCUCCAUCAGAGUCCACAAUCAUUGUCUAGUGUCCCUUAUCCAGAAAUGAAGGUGGAUCAUCCCAGCCAAGCAAAUAAUCUCAUUCCUAAUAACGUCCAAGUUGCCCUUUCAUCCAGUUCAAAAGCAGAAGGAAAAGAAAAGGUUGCAGCACCUGAAAACAAGGUUACACAGGAGACUCUGAAAAACCACACAGAUGCUACAGGAUUCAAAGAAUCAAAUGCCCCUUCCGUUUUGCCUGUUUGUACUUCAAGUGCUCAGACAUCAGCAAAUGUAGGUGAAUUACAUGCCUUGGACAAACAAAGUGUAAAUCCUGAUGCUUCUGUAUCCAGUACUGUCUCCAGCGCACAAACUAUGGUAACCCAGCAGGCUGUUAAAACUGAAUCAUCAAGUACAAAUGGGGCUGUUGUUAAAGAUGAAACUUCACUAACAACAUUCAAUUCAAAAUCUGAAGCUGCUGAAACUGCUUAUGUCAUGCCUUCAACAAGGGUCAAUACUGGACAGACAAAUGAUUCGCACUCUUCUAGAGCUGCCCAGAGGCCGCCGGUGAAAACCAGGGACCGCCGGUGGUAUGAUGUGGGAAUUUUUAAGAACAACACUGCUGUGGUGAGCCAGUUCUACUUGCUGCCAGAGGAAACACUGAACAUCAACAGCAAGACGGAAGGUGCAGAUGUACCAGACUACAGAUUACUUAAGAAACAGGAUCUGUUUCCAGGCACAGUAUACAGGUUCAGAGUUGCUGCAAUUAAUGGCUGUGGUGUUGGGCCUUUCAGUAAAAUCAGUGAAUUCAAGACAUGCAUUCCAGGUUUUCCUGGAGCUCCUUCAACUGUCAAAAUUACCAAGAGUGUAGACUGUAUUCAUCUUUCUUGGGAGCCUCCUGCUUCACCCUCUGGAAAUAUUUUAGAAUAUUCUGCCUACUUAGCCAUCCGUUCCACGCAAUUACAGGAAAAUCCAAAUCAGCUUGUAUUUAUGAGGAUAUACUGUGGUCUUAAAACCUCCUGCAUAGUGACUGCUGCCCAGCUUUCCAAUGCCCACGUGGAUUACACCUCCAGGCCUGCCAUAGUGUUCAGGAUUUCAGCCAAGAAUGAGAGAGGCUAUGGCCCGGCCACGCAGGUUCGGUGGCUCCAAGGUAAAGUCACUGUCACACACUGCCUUUGAGCAGAGCAGGAGCUGUGCAUUUCUUCCAGAACCAAUGCAGCACUUGAAAUGUUGGUUUGUUCCUUAUGGGAGUUUAUGCAAUUCUAGUUUUGUUGCUUCUGACUUCUCUAGAAUUCACUUCAGCUCAGAAGUUUUUCAGUCCAAUAAGUGAUCCAGUUAUGUGCGUGAUGUAGAUGACAUACAGUGUAAUCAGGGCAUUUUUUAGUAUUUACGCCUGAAAUAAAAUUAGUGUUAGCCUGGUCAGUUCUGGCUUGCCAAUCUAGGGUCUCAAGUUUUGCCAGAUUCUCAUCCUGCUCCUUCCCGUUUCUGGCUUAGCUUUGUUGGGAGCUGGCUUUGCUGAGCAAGAGGUGCUGUGGGCACAGAGGAGGGUGGGAAGGGCAGAGUGCUAACCCCUUUGGGCAGCAGGGAACUGUGGUGUGGGGGUAGCUGACCUCAUGCUGGGCUGGGACCCACCUGUUGAAUGCUCCACUGCUUGGUUUCUAACAUGUGGUUUUCUAAGAUGGGGAGUGACAACGAAGAAGUUGUCUUCUGUGAUGUGAUGUUAAGUAUUUCAAUGCUGUUUUAACCCUUUAAUUAGCAGGGAUUUUGACCAUGACCUAGAACUCUGAAACAGUGUUUGUGUGAAAAUGUUUGACUGUGUACACUCAAAUGUGAAAUUAUGAAGCAUUUAACAAUAUCUCCUUUGUUUUUCAGAUAUGAAAGCAUCAGGCUCAAAGUAGAAACAACUUAAAUCUCAAGUUUUGAAUGUAGUGUUUAAUGUAACUCUUGUACUAUUUGUAAAUGCUACAAAUAUUUUAUUUUUGCAUUGUUUUUAUCUUAAAAAUAUAUAACCUUUUUUACGUUUGACACAUCAAUGUUGUAGAGCCUUGCUCAGGUAUGAGUAUCAUAUAGAAAAUAUAUCAGAGAUGGUGGGGUGGAGGAUCACACUCUAUCCAGCAGCUCCUUUUGUUAGUGAUGAGUUAAAAUGUAAAGAACACAGAGUUUAAAAUCAAAAAUGAAUAAAACAAUUGGCACAAGUAGUAGUAUUUGAGGUAGAGUCCCCGGGAUUGCUACAGAUCUUGCAUAGAUAAUUCAUAAGAUUUGGGAUAUGAGCAAAUUCUGUUUGGUUUUGGUUCUCUAUACCACAUUCCUCAUUGUGGUGCCUGAGUACAAGGCAAAAAUUUCCAGUUAUUAUAUAGUAACUUAAAAUGUAUAAAUAUUUUAAUAUAUACUUUUUUUGUAAAGAAAUGAUUUUUUCUACUAUUUGUAACAAAUAUCUUAAUCUUGAAAGAUAGCCCCUGAAAAUUUAAAAGGAAAAAGAUAAACUUAUCCAUUGCUCUUAUUACAAAAAACGUAAAUCCAUUGUAAAUGCACUACUAUUACUUAAAAUUAUCCUUUUGUAGUUGUACAAAUCUUAAACUUGUAAAUACUGGUGUUUACAAGAGACCUUUCUGGUCUUGUAUUAAAACUUCCAUGAGAUUCAUUCUCUUUUUUUUUUUUUUAAUCCAUAUGCUUUGCUUUUUAGCAUAUGCUUGCUUUUUGCACUAAUAAUAACUUACCUCAUUCCUGUGUUAGUAAUCACUUGUGUUGCUUCCAUAAUGUUUCUGUAAAACUUCAAUCUGAAAAUUUUAACCAAAGUUUAGAAUACAUGGUAAGCAAUUUUGCACAUAUUAUAUGGCAACUUUCAACAUAUUUAUUCCAGUUAAUCUUCUUAAGUGCUUGUUUGCUUUACCAAUAUAUUCUACCAAUCAAGUUCAGUAUCUCCCUUUUACUAUGCAUCAUUUUACAUUAACUAGCUAGCUGAUAAAAUCAACAAGCAUUAUUUCUAGGAAUAGGUUGAUCCAUUCCUAUGCGAAAAGAAAAAAAUUGUUAACAGUAGUGAAAUAAAGGUAAACAUUUUAAGUGCUAUUUAUGUACCUAUAUAUAAAACUGUGUUUGCCAAAGUGUAGAGGAAAAUGGCUGAGUUGGACAAGGUCACUAGGUAAAUAGAUUGAGUCACCUAAAUAAGAUUUAUUUUAAAAUAAAAUCUAAAUUAUUUACUGUGCAAUGAAGUUUAUACUUUGCACUUUAAUUUUGCCCCAAAUGCCAAAAGAUUAUACAUCAAGGUAGAAUUUCUUGCCUCUUCCAGUAAAAUUUGUCUUAAGAGCAUUUGUAAAUAUAUAAACUAAAAUCAAUGAUGUGCCUGGUUUGGUGGGAGAAGUAUCACUAAAAUAGUAGAGAUUUAGCAGCUCAAGUCUCCCAGAGCAGAUUUAACAGCCAAGUCUUGGCUGCCCUGAGAGUCGGGGUUAUAACAAAGUGCUGGUACAGCCUUAAUUGUUGCAAUGCAUCACAUGCUCCAAUGGCAUCUAGAAAGUGCUGGGGACCAUAAAUGGCUAUAAUAGUGUUAAUUGUGGCACAGGAGUUACACGUGGUUUGACUCCGGAGAAGAAUCAUGUUUUUAUGACAAUGACAGAUAUCCCAGUUUCACUUUAAACAGUGUUUAUAGUAUGAAUGUAUAGGACUUUUCCUGAAGUUAACUGGCUUUAAGAUGUUUGUGUUUUAAUGGUCCAUUUCGUCAGGUAGGAUCUCACUACCAAUACUGUCUGAUAACUAAAGUACCAUACACAUGAACUGUCAACUAGAAGAAUAUUACUUGGUUUUUCUUAUUAGUACUGUGAAAGAAGCCUUUAGAGAAAACACUUGUGGCUUUGAUUUUGUUGGUUGAUAGCUGUGAUUGUAGAGUUAUUUAAGAAUAAAACCUGUUGGGUGUGUCUGGGUGGAGUUUUUUUGCACUUGGUUUCACAUGCUUUGCACAAUUUCUUUUUUCAGUGAGUGUGUCACAACUACCAAAGGGUAAAACUGUGGCGUUUUCAAUGACAGUAUAAUUUCCUUGUGAGUGUGCUUUCUUCAGCUGACUUGACAUAAGAUGUCACUUUCUCUUUUUUGUCCAAGCUGGAUAACAUUGAAUAGUGAUCAUAUGCAACUCUUCAGUUGCUCACAGUUUUACUUUAAACUGAAAUUGUGGUACACACUGUAAAAUACACUUUGUGGUCUGUUUUUAGAACUGUAUUUAUAAUGUCUAAAUCCCACCUGUUUGCCUAUCAACUAGAUAUCAGACAAAUAUUGAUUGUUUGAUUUUAAAGUUUAGAAGACUGUUGACACCAGCUCUUUGAAACUCCAUGUCAUCCAUUUGUUUCAGAUACUGCUAAAGGACAUGUGACAGAAGCUGAAAUCUAGCAGAUUACCAUAUCCAUAUUGUAGAAAUGUCUAGUUUUACUGAACUCCUUAGGGAGGUUGUGACUGUGUAAGCAUAGGACAGUUGUGCCAGUUAUGGCAGCCACUGCUACAGCUUCAUCUUCAGAAUGUUCUUGUGAAAGUGGAAAUGAAGUGAACAAUAACCUACACUUUGUGUUUUCAAAGUAAUUAUAGCAAUAUCUUUUGAAUGUAGUUUGGAGUAGAGCACAUGAUCAUGCCAUAAACUCUGAAGAUAUAGUAAGUAUUACUGUUGUUAUCUGAUUAUUUCAGGAUAGCCAAUUUGACGUGAACUUAAUCUUACAGCCUGUUACUUUAUGACCUCUACAAGGAAACUGACAUUUUGUACAAUACAAGUUGAUUAGUCUUAUUUUGAAGCAUUGUUUGUUCUUUGUAAUAAAGUGGUUGUCCUAUCAAAUGCAUUGUAAA